Messenger RNA from Mugil cephalus (flathead mullet), 3412 nucleotides. It is a transcript of the gene fbp2, whose product is annotated as fructose-1,6-bisphosphatase 2. The record is from RefSeq and is a predicted model, not a curated record. The coding region runs from base 93 to 1106 and encodes 337 amino acids. Gene Ontology annotation, cellular component: cytoplasm; cytosol. The transcript is spliced from 7 exons. Gene Ontology annotation, molecular function: fructose 1,6-bisphosphate 1-phosphatase activity. Lineage: Eukaryota; Metazoa; Chordata; Actinopteri; Mugiliformes; Mugilidae. Gene Ontology annotation, biological process: fructose metabolic process; fructose 6-phosphate metabolic process; gluconeogenesis.
CUCCGUGGCUUUGGGAAUGAGAAGGACGUGGCUGUUCAUGAGGUCGCUCACUCACAGUCCGUCCUCCGCAGCCUGUACAAGCAGAAGCCAGCAUGUCGGACCAGUCGUCGUUCGACACCGACGUGUGGACCCUGACCCGGUUCGUCAUCGAGACGGGCCGCCAGGCCAAAGGGGCGACCGGCGAGCUGACCCAGCUCAUCAACGCCAUGCUCACCGCCAUCAAAGCCAUUUCCUCUGCCGUGCGUAAGGCCGGCCUGGUCCACCUUCAGGGCCUGUCGGGCUCCGUGAACGUUACGGGCGACGACGUCAAGAAGCUGGACGUUCUGUCCAACGACCUCGUCAUCAAUAUGCUGAGAGCCUCCUACAGCACCUGCUGCAUGGUGUCGGAGGAGAACAAGGAGCUCAUCGUCACUCCCAAGGACAAGAGGGGGAAGUACGUGGUGUGUUUUGACCCUCUGGACGGCUCCAGCAACAUCGACUGCUUGGCCUCUAUCGGAACCAUAUUCGCCAUCUACAAACGGAUAACAGACGGGGAGCCGUCAGAGAAGGACGCCUUGCAGCAAGGCAACAACAUAGUGUGCGCCGGCUACGCCCUGUACGGCAGCGCCACCCUGGUGGCCCUCAGCACCGGCGCCGGCCUCAACUUCUUCAUGCUGGACCCCGCCGUCGGCGAGUUCAUCCUGACCGAGAGGAACGUGAAGAUCAAGAAGAAAGGGAAGAUCUACAGCCUGAACGAGGGCUACGCCAAGUACUUCCACCCCUCCAUCAACGAAUACCUCAAGCACAAGAAGUACCCGGAGGACGGCAGUUCCCCGUACGGAGCGCGUUACGUGGGCUCCAUGGUCUCAGACGUUCACCGCACCAUCGCCUACGGAGGGAUCUUCAUGUACCCUGCCAAUGAGAAGAGCCCCAAGGGAAAGCUGCGGCUGCUCUACGAGUGCAACCCCAUCGCCUUCCUGAUCGAGCAGGCGGGCGGCCUCGCCACCACCGGCACCCAGAGGAUAAUGGACGUCCAGCCCGAGGCUCUGCACGAGCGGGUGCCCUUCGUGGUGGGCUCCCCCGACGACGUCAACGAGUACCUGUCCUUCGUCAAGAAGUACCCAUGAAAAACAAAAAGAAAAAAAAGAAAAAAAAAAAGCUGCUGCUGCUGCUGCAAUCUUGAAUAAAUAUUUGAUAACCGGGACAAAGUUCAUUUGUGAUUUCUCUUUUUAGUCACGUCAAAUCUGAUAUGACCCGGCCGGACGGUCUGCAGCGUGACGUGGAGACACGUGGAGUUAGAGGAAUUUAUUUUGUUAAAAAGAAAACAAGACGGAGGCAGGUGAGACACGGUGAGCGCAUGCAGGUCAACAACGACGACGCCCUUUAUUCACAUCAUCUCAGGUGUGGCUGGUUAAGGUGAUUAAGCACAAACACUGUAGGAACAUUAGAGGAGCGUGACACGUCCUCCCUAAAAAGGCAUCAGCCCUAAAAACUAGUGAUGGAAAGUCCAGCUCUGGUCAAAGAUUCAUCUCUCUUGACAGUGCGGCUCAUUUAAAAUACUGCAGGACAUGGAAACCGUAGCCUACGCCGGCGGGAGCCAUUUAUACCUGUGCGCUCAUCUGUCUUUCUGGUAGCAAAGGAAACUCGUUUUUUUAUAAAAAAUCAAAAAAAAAAAAAGGAAAGAGAGAGAGGAAAGAGACAAAAAAAGGUGCCAGUACGUGACCCAGUUCUAAUGCAAGAAAGGUGUGGACCCUCUGUAGUUUGUGAGUGGUGGAAAUGAACCUGUUGUUCAUAGUGACGCAGCCCAUACAGACAUAAUAAAGGUCUGUAUGGGCCUUAAAAAGCUUCUCCUUAACCAAGAACAUUUUGAAAAACCAGAAACAACCAAACUCAGUGAGGUGUCUAUAACCUCAGUGUUUAGUCUCAUACGUGCUCAGGUGAGUCUGCAGAAGCCAAACAGUCUCAGUUCUUCCGUCUGUAACUUGACCCUUUAAUCUCAGUCCUGUCCUCGGGCCGUCCGGUGGCUGCCGUCCAUUUGUUCGUCCGGCUUGCACAACACAUUCCUGCGGCCGCUGCACCUCAGCCAGACCGAGUUACAGAAACACAUCGACCCUCAGGAACAAUAACAACAAGGUCUGAACGUGUUCACACACUUUAAUAAAUAACCUCUGAACUAAAACUUUCCCCUAAAUACAAGUUUCUCCUCAUGCAACAUUUCUAUAAAAUCAUUAUGUUUCUAAAUGUUUUACUUAUUCUCAAGUUUCUUCUAUUAAACAUGAAAAACUAAAUGUGUUAUUCUAUGGAAUAAGGGCUCAUGUUGACACUAGUGCUGCAACAGUGAAUCUAUUAGUGAUUAUAAAUAAGAUGACGUUGUGGCUUCCUGGAUAUUAUUUAUCUGUGAUUGGACUGAAUGAGGCUUUAAUCAAUUCAUUUAUAUUUGACUGCACCAGUUACCAGCUUGAGAACACUUCAUCUUAUAUAGAGAUUUAAAAGCCGCCCCCCUCCUAAUGAAUCGGCUCCUUUGUUCAGUGAUCAAUAAUCCUAUAAGAUCCUGGUACCAGACGUCAGGCAGCACAGCUGUGUUUAGGGUUCAAGGACGAUCACGAGAUUUCAGAGCGGCGAUUGAACCUCAGUAGUUCAUACGUUUAGUUGGCAGAUAUUUCUGAAGACAUUUGUUACAGUUAAGAUUAAUGCACGUACACUGAUCGACCAUAAUAUUAUGACCACUGACAGGAGAAGUAAAGUAUCAUUGAUCGUCUUGUGACAAUUUAGUGUUCUAGUGGGAAACUUUUGGUCCUGGCUUUCAUUCUUGUGGAUGUUACUUAGACCUGUAGCACACACCCAGACCAGACACCCUCACCCCAUAGCAAUGACACCCCUUGAUGGCAGCAGUCACCAAAUUCACCAUAUCCCAAACUGACCUGAGCCACAACUGUUGUGGUUGCACAGGGGGAGACCUACACAAUAUUAGGAAGGCGGUCAUAAUGUUAUGCCUGAUCGGGCUAUGGUGACAUUUCACAGCUUGCAAAAACGAGUCUGCAGGCUUUGUGCCACACAACAUAAUUCUUAUUACCAACAAUCUUUGUGGGAUUUUAAUUCAAACUGACGUAAUGUUAAAUUUGAGAAUGAAAUAAAUUUUCCUCUACAAGAGAAGAGAAUCAAUUUCAUUAAUUACAGAGUUAAAUGUGAAUCAGAGACAUGAGACAUGUGUUUUUAGUGUUUCACAACUUGUAUUGAUCACCAGUAAAAGUAGAAAAAAAAAAAAACAUUUACAAUGACCGAAGCAAGUGUUAAAGUUUCACUCACCAAGCAGCAUACACAUAUUUACAAAGAAUAAAACACUACAUUAAAAUGUUUCCAGAUGAAAUAAAGUGGCAUAAAACCUGCCUAAACAAAAACGGCGCCGUUUCCCUAAAAAUUUAAAAAUAAAACA